AUGAAUACUAACAAUGAGUUAUCAACAGAUAUUAUUAAUUUGAUAAAUACAACGGUAACAGAUGGAUAUAAUACUGGUUCAACACAAUCUAUGCCUAAGAAUGAUUUAAAAUAUAUAUUAUUUUAUACAAUACCAUUAUCAUGUUUAGUAAUUAUUUUUAUCAUUAUUACCAUUAUUCGUCAACGUCAUCGUGUUCUAGAUAAAUGGACAUCAUUAAAACGUAUGAGAAAUACGAAUCCAAGAUUUCUUCGAAGUGUUGGUUUACGACGUGAUUCAGAAUUUGAUUCAUUUAAUCAAGAACAUGUACAUUCAAUAUUAAGAAAUCAAGAAAAUUCAUUUAAUAAUGAACCACAAUAUCAAUUAGCAACUAUUACUUGA
Messenger RNA from Adineta steineri, 378 nucleotides. The record is from the annotation of a GenBank genome assembly. Lineage: Eukaryota; Metazoa; Rotifera; Eurotatoria; Adinetida; Adinetidae.